AUGGUGCAGUGCGACGUAUGCGAUGAUUGGUACCAUCUAACCUGUGCAGGAGUUACACCAUCCAUUGAGUUCCGCCCUUGGUCCUGUCCAAAAUGCCAGCCAGCGCUCAGCAUUCACAGCAGUGCGACCGCUUCCAGUAAACGUUCCCGAAAGGUUCAGCUACAGCUGGAGCAAUUGGAGGAAAACCGUAACUUAGAGCUUAAGGCUCUACAGAUCCGCUUGGAAGCAAUCGAAGCCCAGAAACGACUGGUCGAUGCGAAGUACAAACUUUUGCAAUCCACCGUCAACGAUGUGGAUGAAACGAACAACACUCAGAGCCGGGUGAGCAGGAGGAUUAGUCGUCAGCUUACGACUGAUUGGUUGGAAAGCAUAUCCGAUGUCGUUGUAACUCCCGAACGUGCUCCAACCAAUGAUGCAACUUUUCCGACGGUCCCUACAGGCCAGCUGAACGGUCCAACUUCUAACACACCUCCGACUAGUUCAAACCAACCUAUCGCUGGUUCAACUUUCCCCACAACCAGUGGUCGGAGCAUCAGUGAUACUCAUCUACCGACCUGGUUGGUCGUUCCGGAUUCAGCAUCUACCCAAAUUUUUCCCGCUGUUUCGGAAGCCAACUUGGGUCAACGGAUGCAGCAGUUGUCAACCGACAACCAUGGUGGAAAGAGAAGGUCAGCAGUCCAAUUUGCCGAUAAGAUAGCCACGGUAGGAGCUCCCGAACAACAAUAUCAUCGAAAUCCAGCCGGUUUCUUUCCCCAUGGCGAGCAGGUUACACCAAUUCCACGUGCGCCAUCCCAGGACCGUGCGCCUGUGCCUCACCCCCCUCAAGACAAGUAUAAAAGAAACCAACGUCAAGGUAAGACCGUUCCUAAUUCUCUUCGCCUAAAUUCCGAUCAAUGUAAUGAGCCCCAUGAGUCCCUGAUAUCACAGUUGGGACAUUGCCCCCCAAGCGAGUACGCAAAUAUCACCCAACAUAUGAAUAGUUUUUCGCCUACCCCAUCUCAACUAGCAGCACGUCAGGUUAUCGCCCGGGAUCUCCCUAUCUUUUCAGGGGACCCGGAAGAUUGGCCAGUAUUUAUUAGCCAUUAUACUACCUCCACUUUAGCCUGUGGCUACAACCCGGUUGAAAAUUUGACUCGUCUUCAACGUUGCCUCAAAGGAGUAGCACUUGAAUCGGUGCGAAGCAGCUUACUUCUGCCCGAUUUAGUGCCUGAGAUAAUUGACACGCUACGCUUUCGUUUUGGCCGACCUGACCUGAUAAUUAAUGGCCUUUUACAAAAACUUUGGAAUAUUCCUGCCCCCAAAGCUGAAAAAUUAGAAUCCCUGAUAGAAUACGGCACAGCCGUUCAAAAUUACUGCGCUCAUCUGGAAGCAUCUGAUCAAAACGCCCAUCUGUCAAAUCCAUCAUUGCUCGCCGCGUUAGUGAACCGUUUGCCGGUCGAUUACCAAAUGCAGUGGUCAGCAUAUACAGACGACAACAGUGAAGUGAGCUUAAAAGAAUUUGGUGAAUUUAUGAAAAUGUUAAUGAAACGAGCAAGCAAAGUUACUUCUUCGAAAAUAUGUGUUGUACCCAGUCGGCUUGAGGAACGGACUCGGCCAAAGCGAGGAGCUUUACACGCGCAUACCGAGAGCAGUCACCCAGCCAGUAACCACAGAGAGAGGAGAUGUAGCAUGUGCAGCCGGAACCACCAACUGAAGGAAUGCGACGAAUUCAAAGCGCUCACCCUUGAAGGACGCAGGCGAGUCGUGGAGCAAGAAAGACUAUGCCGCAAUUGCCUGAAUUUCCACGGCCACCGACCUUGUCGUUUGAGUGGAUAUUGCAAUGUUAAUGGUUGUACAGUCCGCCACCACCCUCUUCUCCAUUCCAUCGGGGGUCAGCAGAUGCAGAAUAAUGCAGGCGAAUCUUCAGUACGUUCAAACGAUCAUCAGUCCAACUCCAAUGGUCGUGGACCAUCCGCUUUCGAACCCAGUCCGCCCGCCGACAUCCACGUGCAUCGAAGUUUUCCUCAAGUUUGCCUGCUUCGCUUUGUGCCGGUCACAUUACACGGUAAGGGAAAUCUGAAAAUUGACACUUUCGCUUUCCUGGAUGAUGGUUCAUCACUCACGCUUAUCGAAGAAAAACUGGUUGAUGAACUCGGUUUGCAAGGACAACCACGAACACUCUGUUUGAAAUGGACGGGCAAUAAGACGAGAACGGAACAUGGCUCCAAGGUGAUUGAGCUUCAGAUAUCCGGAACCGAUCAACGGCAUCAUAAACUACAAGAUACUCGCACAGUCAAAGAAUUAGCUCUUACCCCACAAACACUAGACUUUGGUACAUUGUCGGCUUCAUUUCGGCAUCUACGAGGACUUCCGAUAGCGAGCUACAGGAAUGCAAUUCCUCGUGUUUUGAUAGGGGUUAACAACCUUCAUUUGACCGUUCCGCUUCGUACAAAAGAAGGUCAGCCGCAAGACCCAAUAGCUACUAAAACAAGGUUGGGAUGGUGUGUCUACGGAGGAACAGGAUAUCAAGAUACAUCUUUGUACGUGCACCGUUGUAGUUGCUCUGGUGAUGAUGCAUUGCACACUGCUGUUCGGAACUAUUUUGCUUUAGAAGACGUGGGGAUAACCGGGACAGCCAUUCUAGAAUCUGAGAACGAUAAACGGGCCAAGAGAAUCCUUGAAGAGCACACAAGUCGCCAAGGUGAUAGAUUCCAAACUGCCUUACUUUGGAAGUCCGAUUAUUAUGAGUUUCCUGACAGCCGUUUUAUGGCUGAAAAACGUUUCGAGUGUUUAGAACGUAAGCUUAAACGAAACCCAAAGAUGAUGGAAAACGUUACUAAGCAAAUAGAAGAAUACCAGAUGAAAGGAUAUGCCCGUCUCGCCACCGAAGGUGAAAUCAGAAACUCAGAUCCUCGGAAAACCUGGUACCUACCACUCGGCGUUGUAGUAAACCCCAAAAAGCCGGAGAAGAUUCGCAUGGUGUGGGACGCAGCUGCUACGGUUAAAGGUGUCUCGUUGAACAGCAUGCUUUUGAAAGGGCCAGAUCAACUAACAACACUACCCUGGGUCCUCUUCCGUUUCCGACAAUAUGCUGUGGCAGUCUCUGGUGAUAUAUCCGAGAUGUUCCACCAAAUCCGUAUUCGUCCCGAAGAUCAGCAAGCUCAGCGUUUUCUCUGGCGGACCAAUCCAAAUAAAGUUUUCGACGUUUUUGUUAUGCAGGUGGCCACUUUCGGUUCAACUUGCUCCCCAGCAUCUGCUCAAUUCAUAAAGAAUAAGAACGCACGAGAGUUUGCGGAUGUCUAUCCUCGAGCUGUUGAAGGAAUCAUCGACUGCCAUUACGUGGACGACCACGUCGAUAGCUUUGGGACAGAGGAAGAAGCUCAACGAGUUGCUCGAGAAGUCAAGGCCAUUCACGCGCGAGGAGGCUUCAACAUUCGUGGUUGGAGAUCCAAUAGCGUGAAAAUACUCCAAGGACUUGGAGAGGCAACAGAUCCUAAUCCCAAAGAACUAAACACACAGCACGGCAUCAUCGAGAGGGUUCUUGGAAUGCACUGGCUUCCCAAUGAAGAUACUCUGGCAUAUUCCACCAACUUUCAGCCACAAAUAAACGACAUUAUUUCAAACAGAAUGCGGCCAACGAAACGACAAGUACUGAAGUGCUUAAUGAGUGUAUUCGACCCUCUCGGUCUUCUAGCGGCCUUUGUCGUUCAAGGCAAAAUACUUCUCCAAGAUAUUUGGAGAGCCGGUACUCAAUGGGAUGAAGAAAUCAACGACCAAGUAUUCGAAAAAUGGACAAGAUGGAUAGAUCAGUUCCCACUUAUAGCAGACCUCCAGGUUCCAAGAUGCUACUAUCUAGAUGCUACUGAAACACUCUACAAUAAUCUUGAACUGCAUAUAUUUGCCGAUGCAAGCGAAGAUGCUUACGCAGCCGUAGCGUAUUUUCGUAUUUCCAUCAAUAGCAAGGAAUAUAAGUGCACUUUAGUUGCGUCAAAGACGAAGGUAGCUCCUCUACGACAUUGGUCGAUUCCCCGGCUUGAACUCCAAGCUGCUGUAUUAGCUGCGCGACUAGAAACGUUUAUUAAAGAAGGCCAUACAUUGCAAAUACAUCGUACGGUAUUUUGGUCGGAUUCGAGUACAGUACUAGCCUGGAUACGCUCGGACCAUCGAAGAUAUUCGUCGUUUGUGGCAUGUCGAGUAUCUGAAAUAUUAUCUACCACUUCUAUCGCUGAUUGGCGAUGGAUCUCAACGAAGAUGAACGUUGCUGACCUGGCCACAAAAUGGGGACAAGGUGGCCAACUGGAUGUGGAUGGUCCAUGGUUCAACGGACCGGAAUUCUUGAAAGAGGAAGAGGCAGAGUGGCCGCGUCCCAAGUCAAUACAACCAACUGUAGAAGAACAAAAAAUGUGUGGGGUCCAUCAAAGCCUAGAAAUUCCAGAUCCGCUGGUUGAUGUAUCCAGAUUUUCUAAGUGGGAGAGACUGACCAGAGCAAUGGCCUACGUAUUCCGAUAUUUCAACAACUGCAAGAAAACACGUUGCAAGAUCAGUAGUUUGUAUCCCACGCAAUCCGAGUUGAGGCUUGCCGAAGAUUACCUUUUCCGAAUGGUUCAACGAGAAGCUUUUCCAGACGAAGUUCACCAACUACUGGCACAAAUCAGCGAGCCGAAUAAGAAACAGGUCACCGUAGGAAAAGGCAGCAAACUGUAUAAGUUGUCACCUUACCUGGACGAGCACCAAGUUCUGCGAGUCGACGGGCGGAUUGGAGCGGCGGUUAAUGUGGACAACUGCAUCAAGUAUCCAGUGAUUCUCGCGAAACAACACCGUGUCAGCGAUUUGAUCAUCGAUUUUUAUCACCGUAAGUUCCAUCACGCUAAUUUCGAGACCGUGGUGAACGAAUUACGUCAGGUUUACCAUAUCCCACAAAUACGAUCCCGUGUGAAGCAGAUCGUGAAGCGUUGUCAGUACUGUAAAAUCAACAACGCUCGACCUCAAAUUCCAAGGAUGGCUCCUUUACCAGCGGCGAGGUUAGCAACGUGCACACGACCAUUCACUUUCGUUGGGUUGGAUUUGUUUGGUCCACUCCAGGUUAAAGUGGGUAGGAGCUCGGUUAAACGCUGGAUCGCGCUCUUCACCUGUUUAACAGUGCGCGCUGUCCACGUCGAAGUAGUAUUCAACCUAAGUACGGAGUCGUGUAUUAUGGCGGUUCGGAGGUUUGUUGGUAGGCGAGGAUCACCACUAGAAUUCUAUUCAGACAACGGCACCAACUUCCGGGGAGCCGAUAACGUGCUGCAGCAACAAGUGUCCAACAUCGAAGAAGGGCUGGCAUCUACGUUCACCAAUACUGCAACGAAAUGGGUGUUUAUACCACCCGGCACACCACACAUGGGCGGCGCUUGGGAGCGCAUGGUUCGUUCGGUGAAGAAGGCGAUGGAGACGAGCGUGAGCGCGUGUCGAAAACUGAGCGAUGAGGGUCUGUGGACUCUAGCAGUCGAGGCUGAAGGAAUAGUGAAUUCCAGACCGCUUACGUACCUCCCGAUUGAGGCAGCGGAACAAGAAGCUCUUACUCCUAACCAUCUGUUAAUCGGAAGCUCCAACGGUAUCAAGCAGCCGACUGUGGAGCAGGUAGACGAAAAAUUGGCGCUGAAAAAUACUUGGCACCAAAUACAAACUCAAGCGGACACUUUCUGGCGUCGAUGGAUUCGUGAAUACUUGCCGGAUUUGACUCGGCGUACAAAAUGGCAGAGUGAAACUCGACCGAUUUGCGUAGGAGACUUGGUGAUCAUUGUGGAUGAGGCUAGAAGAAAUGGUUGGGUCCGCGGACGUGUUAAUGAGGUAAUUCCAGGGCAAGAUGGGCGUGUAAGAAAGGCGAUUGUUCAAACUCAUAGGGGGCUCACUAGGCAAUCGGUCUCCAAGCUAGCUGUACUUGACGUUGGGGGUGAGGUCUCAAAGUUAGCUGUAUUUGAAGUUGCGACUAAGGGUAACCCGGGAUCAUCCUGACCAGUGUUACGGGGGGGAGGCUGUUGGCAACUGGGAGCACUGCCAACUUUGAAGCGGCGCGACAUUUUCGACGCCAAAUACUAAACUGCAGUUCAGCGGCCAGCCGCGACGCUUUCCCGUUUGACAGCUACGAGUUCCGGGAAAAAACUUACACCACCCAUUCAAGAAGAGUCAAACAGAUAGCUUUAUUUCUAUUCUUCGUGAUUAAAACUAUAUCUACCUAUUUAAACUACAAUUGAAAAAAACUACCUAACCUAAGCUAAAACUAUUGCCGAACCAAGUGCAGUGAAACAAACGAACGAUAACCAGACAGUGGCACGUAAACAGGUUUGUGAAUCCUGCCCUACACGAAAUGUUGUGUUGUGCUAACCUCAAUUUUUCUACGCAUCACUAGCUAGUUUUCAGUGAGACCUUUUCGGAUUCAUCCGGCCCAGUGUAGAGCAUAGUACUGUGCUAAACAACAACGUGUUCCAUCCAGCGCUUUCUAGCUCGACUAUUGUUCCGGCUCUUCCAGCCUAGUUCAUAGAACUUAGCCUUCUCAAGCCGCAUCCGAGUAACAGCUCGUGAAUCGUUUCGGCUCAUCCAGCCAAGUUUAUCGAACUUAGCCUUCUCAAGCCGCGUCCGAGUAACAGCUCGUGAAUAGUUCCGGCUCCUCCAGCCAAGUUCCGAGAACUUUGCUCUAUCAAGCCGUGUAACACUAUCAGGUUAGCAAUUCCCGCUGCAUGCAAAAACGGUUCAUGCUAACGCUUUCUUUCAUUAGCAGCCUUGGUCAGCUUUGCCUAGAAUCGUUCCGGUUGUAGGGAAAUCGACUCGAAACACUGAUUUUGUAAGUCAAAUUACUAUAAAACUAAAAUUAUGUCAUCUAACCAAAACUCAAUAAAUUACAGCUUGAAGCUGCUUUGCUAUCAAGACCGGUGUCCUUUUCCC
Uranotaenia lowii is the source of this 6900-nucleotide messenger RNA. RefSeq lists its product as uncharacterized. Gene Ontology annotation, biological process: DNA integration. Gene Ontology annotation, molecular function: nucleic acid binding. Bases 1 to 5973 code for a protein of 1990 amino acids. The record is from RefSeq and is a predicted model, not a curated record. The transcript has 2 exons. Lineage: Eukaryota; Metazoa; Arthropoda; Insecta; Diptera; Culicidae.